Molecule: messenger RNA, 447 nt
Organism: Acaulospora colombiana
Lineage: Eukaryota; Fungi; Glomeromycota; Glomeromycetes; Diversisporales; Acaulosporaceae
Source: the annotation of a GenBank genome assembly
AUGUCAAAAAAAGAACUUAUACAACAAGUGGUCAAGAUAAGAUGUCUCGUACCGGCAGGAAAAGCUUCUCCAACACCGCCAAUUGGUCCAACGUUAGGUCAACGCGGAGUGAAAGCCAUCGAUUUUUGCAGACAAUUUAACGAACGUACCAAGAAAUAUGAGACAGACGUACCAAUACCCACUAUCAUCACGAUCAAUCCCGAUCGUACUUUCACUUUUAUCACAAGGUUGCCACCUGUUUCCUGGUUUUUGAAACGUGCCGCAGGGGUGGAGAAAGGUUCGAGCAAACCCGGCAUUGAAAUCGUCGGGAAAGUUAGCUUAAAACACGUUUACGAAAUAGCAUUGAUCAAAAGUCAACAAGAUAAUAUGGUGGAUUUUGACUUGCGAAAUAUAUGUAAAUCCAUCAUUGGCACUUCAAGAAGUGUAGGAAUCGAAAUAGUACCAUAA